Molecule: messenger RNA, 5396 nt
Organism: Macrobrachium nipponense
Lineage: Eukaryota; Metazoa; Arthropoda; Malacostraca; Decapoda; Palaemonidae
Gene: IntS6
Product: integrator complex subunit 6-like
Exons: 17
Coding region: 2036-4951 (971 amino acids)
Biological process (GO): snRNA 3'-end processing
Cellular component (GO): integrator complex
Source: RefSeq, a predicted model, not a curated record
UCUUCUUCUGCUUCUGCUGCUGCUGCUGCUGCUUCGCCUCAUGACGCCCUUUGCGUCGUUAUUCGAGUCUUUGUGCCCCCUCUCUGGUCGGCUAUGGCCAGAUGAAAGUGCAAUAGUUCUUUUGGCGGCGGAAAAGUGGUCCCAUAGCGCGAAUUAAAACGAAUAAAUCGCUUUGUUACGGAGGCGCUUCAAAGUGGCGGCGGAGUCCGAAAGUGUUGCUCUUGGCUUCGUUGCUAAAAUGUCAUCACCAUCAUCAUCAUCAUCAUCAUUCAUAAAUACUCGUCGUUUACCACACCUAAUCGCUAGGAAUAGCUUCGUUAAACGGUAGUUGAUGAGCAUCCCCAAUCGAGGGGGAAAAUUGGCUUUCUCUGAUGAGCAGCCAGUUUUUUUGGUGACGAAUUGCUCGCUAAGUUUUCCAUUGUCAUUUCACUUUUUCUUCACUAUCGCCUGUGUCAAGAGCUGUCAGUCUUGUGGUUAAUGAGGCCUGGUCUUCUUUGCUUGAUUUAGGGGAAUAAAUGAAUUUUGUAGAGAUCCCUCGUUGGAAUUUUGAAUUUUGUCUAUAGUGUCUGAACGACCAUAUGAUUUCACUUUGAAUAAGUUGCAAGGCAAUACUGGUCCUGUACAUAGGCCUACUUGCUAUGGGACGUCAUUAACCACUUUUAUCAGUCCGGUUUUAACUGAUUUAGCCAUUAAAGUAAGUUUUGACUUGUGUAUUUCAAUACUCCAGCUUAUAAUAAAUAUUUAGGCUACCUAUUGCCGAAAAGCUUUUCGUACCCAAGACAAGUAAGCUUAUCACGAUUGUAAACCUAUGGUGUGUUCUAACCUGAAGGUGUAAUAGGCCUAGGCUUAUUCACUAGGUAAGCGGGGAUUUGGAGGCUAACAAUCAACCAGAGAAAAAAGUUAAGUUGGCUUAUUUUAACUGUUUGAGAAGUUGGACUGGCUGGAAGUUCACUGUUGCACCUAUGCUCAAGCUAAGUGUAGCUAGCUACUCAUUAAUUAGGUAUAGGCCUUCCUCUAGUAGGCAUAGGAACUCCUGAAACUUUUUUAUUUUAGUUUAGUUUAGGUUACCUAGUUUUCCUUUUUAAAUACCUAUUAGGUUGGGUUAGUUUUUAUUUUGGAUUUUAGAGUUGCGUAACGUAGGUAAUCAAUCGUUUUCAUUCUUUAAAGCUUUCAAAAUGAAUAGGUUCGUUUUAGCUAGGUCAAGGAGCUCGUACUCUCUUAGACCUUAUUAUUUAACACAAAACUUGAUGGGGUAAACUGGUUUAUUGUAUCUGUUAUGCUAGAAGUAGAAUGAGGGCUUUCAGUGUAGUUGGGCCAUUGCUGUGGGUUUCAUUGGUGUUUGUAAGCCUCUUCAAUUCAUCCGGUGUUUCAUGAUUAAAGAGUUAGCUCACUGUUGAUUAAUUAUAUACAUUGGUUAGGCUAAUCCUUCUUUAGUUAGGGAUCGAGUUCCAGCCAGAAUUUUUUGUUUAUACCACCAAAUACAUGAGCCAUUUAGUUUUUCAACCGUUAUGUUUUGUUUUAAUGGGCAGACAUACUAAUUUUUGUGCCCCUCUACCUUAGGCCUAGGCUAUAUACAACAUAUAUAAGAUCGUCUCAUUAGGAAACUAGCAUUAUGGGGUGGGGUCGGGAUUACAUAAAUGAGUUAUAAGUCACCAGGUAGGAAGCCAUCUGAAGAACAUAUGGUUCUGUGUUUAAUCAAUAACAUUAAGAGAAAGUAUAUUAAGCAUGAAGUUGUGGUGAGGGCUAUUGGAAGGAUACAUCCUAAACUAACAAAACCAAGGGCACCAAAUUUUUACUUGUGUGUGUUGGUGUGCAGUGGGAGAUCCAACAUAAUGUGCUGUAAAUCUUUCAUUGAAGUAUGUUUCGGGUUGUACUUUAUUUAGUCUAAUUUGGUGUUAGUUUUGACAAAUCAGUUCUUGAUUUUAAAGGAACAGAAAUGUUUUAUACAUCUUCCAAGGGUCACAUCUUGCUUAAGAGCAGAUCAAAGAUAUGUUAAGAUUAUCUUAACCUAACCUUCCCAAGGGUGGCUCCACCAAUGGAACUUAAAUGUGUAACAUUGCGUCAGCGUAGUCCUGAGAGCCGAGGUGAUAGGUAUAUGUUGUUUACCUUUGAGGAACCCCCAGCUCACAUAAAGGCAGGAUGGAAGGAAAAUCUUGCAACUUUCAUGAAUGAAUUAAAAAACAUCAAGGCUACUGGCUUAUCUACUUUAGGACCUGCAAUCAAGAAUGUUUUUGACGUUUUGAAUAUUAAUCGUAUGCAGUCAGGUAUUGAUACUUAUGGUACUGGAAGAAGUCCGUUUUUCUUAGAACCUUCUGUAAUAAUUAUCAUAACUGAUGGUGAAAAGCUCUCCUCACAACAAGGGGUUCAGGAAGAUAUAUUCCCCUUACCCAAGGUGAAUCCAAUACCGGGUGCAGAGCUCACCAAAGAAAUCUUCCGUUGGGACCAAAGGCUAUUUGGAUUAGUUCUAAGAUUAACCGGUACACCUGCACCUGACCCUAUGGGUAUAGUUCCAAGUGAUAAUUCACCUUUAGAUAAACUCUGUGAACAGACUGGAGGUCGUUCCUAUGCAGUUCGUUCACAUCGAAUGUUCCAACAGUGCAUUGACAGUUUGGUCCAAAAAGUGCAGAGUGGUGUUGUAAUAAAUUUUGAAAAAAUUGGUCCAGACCCUCCGCCUAUAAAUUCUGAUGGAAAAGAGGUGCCGGAUGUCAUUGAAGUGGACAAAGAGAACCAACAAAGUAAUAUGGAGAAUAAUGGUAGUUUAGGAAGUGCCAGCACUUUGGCAGGGACUGGAGGAGGCAUGUUAGGACACAUGCUUCAGAAUGGAGGACGUCCCCAUACUCCAAAUUCAAUGCCUUUGCCACUACCAAAUCCCUCUAGUAAUGCAUGGCAUAACUGUCGUAAGAUGAUCUAUGUACCAAGACCUGCUCAGAGAGGUAGUCCUUCAGGUUUUUGGCCAAUACCAGAAUCCUUUUGGCCAGAUGUUAAUACUGUUUCACUCCCUGCGAGAAGUGCUCAUCCUAAUGUAAAAUUUACAUGUACAAGUCAAGAACCAAUGGUUAUAGAUAAUCUUCCGUUUGACAAGUAUGAAUUAGAACCUUCACCCUUAACACAAUUUAUCCUAUCAAGAAAGCAGCCUACUGUAUGUUGGCAGGUUUACAUCCCAAACAGUAGUAAAAACAGUGAUGUAGGUCAUCCCUUUGGGUAUCUGAAGGCAAGUACUUCACUUCAGACUGUAAAUCUCUUUGUCAUGCCUUAUAAUUACCCAGUCUUGCUACCUCUUCUGGAUGAUCUUUUCAAAACUCAUCGUCUCAAACCUACCAAAGAAUGGAGACUGCAGUUUGACAAUUAUAUACGUACAAUGCCUCCAUAUUAUGCGAAUCCACUUAAACGAGCCCUUGGUCGAAUGGGCGCUUCAAAUCUGUUUGCUGAUAAUUUAGACAAUUCUCUAAGUUUUCAAGUCACUAAUCAUCUGAAAAGACUAAAAAAUCAAGCAAAAUUAGAAUAUGAAAGGAUAUGCUUGGAUGUGGAGAAAAGACUAUCUCAAACUACUUGUCAUGUUCAUGAAGGGAUUAGAGUUCAAUCAAGAAGACCUUUAAGUAGACAUUUAACCUCUAAUCAUACAUUACAAGGUAAAUUGGCCUCUUUACGUGAUCAAGUUACGGAAUAUUCUAACUUUGUCCUUGCGGUUCGUGAAGGGGAAGUGAAUCCUCAAAUGUAUAGGAAUCCUUUCGAUAUUCCCAGAUCCCUUCUUCUAGAUCAGUUAACAAGAAUGAGAGCAAACUUCUUGCAGUCAUCUUUAACGCAUUUGCUAACGGAACGUGAUAUGGACCAGCUCCAUUGUCGUCCAAUUAACCAAAUGGGCAAUUAUCAAGAUUAUUUAAAGAAAAUGACACCACCGUUGCGAGAAAUUGAGUCUACCCCAGUUAGACAGCAUAUGUUUGGAAAUCCUUUCAAGAUUGAUAAGAAGAUGUCUAUGAUGGUUGAUGAAGCCGAUGUAGAUUUAAUGGGAACAGGUGGAGGAGCAGGUGGAGGAGGUCGAACAUCAAAGCGACCUGUGGAAUCCCAAUCCCCCUCAGGUAGACCGAAUAAGCGAAGACGGGGACCAUUACCUCAGGAUUUCACUCUACCGAGGAUCAAUAAGAGUCCCAGUUCAAGUACUACUACAACUCCAAAUACCAGUCCUUGCCCUAGCCCUAGUCCUGCUCCUAGUCCCAUUACUAAUCCUAGUUCUAGGUCUAGUCCCCCUGGUUCUCCUGCACCCCUGAGAGGUGAGGAGAGACUUGAAAUGCGACAAGAAUUACCGAGACCUGAACGUGCUGACACUCCUGUUUUCCAGCCUUCUGGUUAUGCUGCAACACCUUCACCUGGAUACUCACCUGGAAUUUUGAGCGUAUCUCCUCCUGGGUCACCGUCAUCGGUGUCACUCUCAGAUGACAGACCUCUUCCUCUAGCAAGUGAUGUUCAUACCAUGUUAAAUGGAGAUGUUACACCAACACCCCCUUCUGUGAGAGAGGAAGAAAUGAACACCCCAGCAAAUACCUCCCCUACUAAUACCACAAGUGGACCAGAGCCAUAUGAAAUUGAUUUUGCACCUUCACCCACAAGAAACCUUACUCCUCCUCCUGAAGUACCUCAUGAAGAAAAGAAUGGUCCAGUUAUGCCAUUAGAUUCACAGGCUACAAAAACAUUCAACAAAGAACUUAGAAUGGCUUGCUUUAAAGAAGUUAAAAAACCAGGUCGUGAUUUCUCCAAACUGUUUGAUCAGUUGAACACCAUACAGGGCUCUCAUGAUUCAAAAUUAAAGAUGGUCAAAGAUGUGAUCCACGAAGCCAGUAGAUUUAAACGACAUUCACUCGUUAAACUUUUGUCACAAUUUUUAGAGGACUUGAUGGGUGGAGAAAAGACUAUAGUCAUUCGACCAAACGUGAGAGUUAAUGGCCACAGUAGAUAGAUGCUCAUCUUGACAAUAUAUGUUAAAAUAGUACAAUGUCAGGAAGUGGAUGUGUUUGGACACAAUUAUUGUGAUUUAAAGAGGAAGACUGUACACACUUGAAAGAAAUAUACAGAUGACAUGGCAUUUUUUCCCUCAAAAGCAAAGUGCAGUUAUUGGAGAGUGCAAACUUAUGAUUUGAACAAUGAUGAAAGGAAUGUCUGUUUUAAUGAGUAUUUCAGCAUUGGGAAGUUUUAAAUGAGAGUUUUAUGCAGACAAAUUUUAUUUAAGAAAAGAUCUAUAGGAUAGCGACUGUGUACCUGAGAAUUUUAAACAAAUGGAUAUAUGAUGUAAGAUGAGUGGAAGGAAGUCAGCAUGUUUGCUAAAUGGGAAUAUAUGCUUUGUGAUUGUUUUGUACAUAUUGUGUAUAUUUAUAUUUUAUAUAUGAUAAUACAGUUGAUCCUCA